Engraulis encrasicolus (European anchovy) is the source of this 3420-nucleotide messenger RNA. RefSeq names its product adenylate cyclase type 1-like. Bases 1 to 3420 code for a protein of 1139 amino acids. Gene Ontology annotation, biological process: intracellular signal transduction; cAMP biosynthetic process; adenylate cyclase-activating G protein-coupled receptor signaling pathway. The transcript is spliced from 20 exons. Gene Ontology annotation, cellular component: plasma membrane. NCBI's taxonomy places the organism in Eukaryota, Metazoa, Chordata, Actinopteri, Clupeiformes, Engraulidae. The record is from RefSeq and is a predicted model, not a curated record. Gene Ontology annotation, molecular function: adenylate cyclase activity.
AUGAAUGGCCCUGGCAUGGAGGAAAUUCCGUUUCAGAAAGUCAAAACCCGGCGGAAGAGAAGCCACUGUCCGCCCGCCGUUCCUCUUACCGCCAUCGCGUGCGAGGACGAGUUUGAUUGCAAAGAGCUCGAAUCCCUUUUCCACAACUACAACCUGAAGCUGGAGCAGACCUCUACCCUAAAAGGGCUGGCUGUACUUAUCAUCAUGGCAUCAACCCUGGCUGUGGUGGAGCUGCUCUCUGGUCCUAACCUCACCAUCUCCAAAGGGUCCCAUCCGGUGCACUGCAUUAUAUUCAUCUCGCUGUUCAUUGUAACCAACGUCAAGUACCUGCAGGUGACCCAGUUGCAGCAAAUCGUCAACCUGACCUUGCUCUUCAGUUUCACCUUCUCCUUCCUCAGUUGCCCGUUCCCACACAGCUCGGUCGGGAUGGAGCCGCCGACCGCUCCUGAGCAGGGCAUGUGGCAGCUCAUGUUGGUGACGUUCGUCGCCUAUUCCCUCCUGCCAGUCCGGACACUCUUGGCCAUCGUUUUUGGCAUUAUGGUUGCCAUAUGUCACAUCAUUGUUACGGCUACGUCGGUGACCGUGAAAAAGCAAAAACUGUGGAGAACGUUGGUGGCCAACACAGUGCUCUUCACCAGUGUGAACUUGUCGGGGAUGUUUGUGCGCAUCCUUACAGAGCGGGCUCAGAGGAAAGCCUUUCUGCAGGCACGCAACUGCAUUGAGGAGAGACUACGCAUGGAGGAUGAGAAUGAGAAGCAGGAACGCCUUCUGAUGAGCCUGUUGCCAAGGAAUGUGGCCAUGGAAAUGAAAGAAGACUUCCUAAAGCCCCCUGAGAGGAUUUUCCACAAGAUCUACAUACAGCGGCACGACAACGUCAGUAUCCUGUUUGCUGAUAUCGUGGGCUUCACCAGCUUAGCGUCCCAGUGCACAGCGCAGGAACUUGUCAAGCUGCUGAAUGAACUCUUUGGGAAGUUUGACGAGCUUGCCACGGAGAACCACUGCCGACGCAUUAAGAUCCUGGGCGAUUGCUACUACUGUGUGAGUGGCCUGACCCAGCCCAAAACCGACCACGCACACUGCUGUGUGGAAAUGGGCCUGGACAUGAUUGACACCAUUACGUCAGUGGCAGAGGCGACGGAAGUGGAUCUGAACAUGCGUGUUGGGCUGCACACUGGCCGAGUCCUGUGUGGGGUCCUGGGGCUGAGGAAGUGGCAGUAUGACGUGUGGUCCAACGACGUCACACUGGCUAAUGUCAUGGAGGCCGGGGGACUGCCUGGGAAGGUGCACAUCACCAGGGCCACACUGGAGUGUCUUAACGGGGACUACGAGGUGGAGCCGGGCAACGGCAAAGAGAGGAACGCUUUCCUGCAGAAGCACGAUAUCGACACCUUCUUCAUCGUGCCCUCCCACCGCCGGAAGAUAUUCCCUGGCCUGAUCCUCUCUGACAUCAAACCCGCCAAGAAGAUGAAGUUCAAAACAGUGUGUUACUUGCUGGUGCAACUGAUGCACUGUCGGAAGAUGUUCAAGGCUGAGAUCCCCUUCUCCAACGUCAUGAACUGCGAAGACGGAGACAAAAGACGCGUGUUGCGAUCGGCUCCAGAGAAGCUGCGCAACCGGACGUCGGUGGCGGCCAACGUGACGCAGAGUAGCCCUGGCACGAGGGUCAACCGCUACAUCAGCCGUCUGAUCGAGGCCCGGCAGACGGAGUCCGACACGGCAGACCUGCACUUCCUCACCCUCAUGUACAAAAGCUCCGAAAGGGAACAACGGUACCACCAGCUUCAUGAUGAGUAUUUCACGGGUGCCGUAGUGCUGUCUCUACUCCUCGCUGCCUUGUUUGGACUAGUUUACCUCCUCAUCAUACCUCAGAGGACUGUGGUUCUCGGGCUGCUUGUGUUCUGCAUCUGUUUCCUGGUGGCUUGUAUCAUGUAUUUGCAUAUCACUAGUGUACAGUGUUUUCCAGGGUGCCUCACGAUCCAGAUCCGCACGGCUCUGUGUGUCUUCAUUGUGCUAUUAAUCUACGCUGUUGCCCAGGCCUGUGUGGUGGGCUGCAUGCCAUGGGUGUGGGGCGGGGCCUCCAACUCCACCAGCUCCAUCAUCAUCAUCGACGCGGGCGGCGGCGCCAACCGCACCAUGGACGAGUUGCCGUGCGACGGCGCGCGCUACGCCUUCCUGUCCUGCGUGGUGGGCACGCUGACGCUGGCGCUCUUCCUGCGCGUGUCGUGGCUGCCCAAGAUGGCCAUGCUGCUGCUGCUCGGCAUCCUCUACGUCACCGUGCUGGAGCUCAGCGGCUUCCGCAAGACCUCCGUGGGCCUGACCUCCUUCCACGUGCGGGGGUUCGAGCCCCUCCUCUCCCUGCUGCUCUUCUCCAGUGCCCUGGCCCUGCACUCCAGACAGCUCGACCUCAAGCUCAGGAUGGACUUUCUCUGGGCCACGCAGGCAGAGGAGGAGAGGGACGGCAUGGAGAAAGUGAAGCUGGACAACAAGAGGAUCCUCUUCAACCUGCUGCCUGCCCAUGUGGCCCAGCACUUCCUCAUGUCCAAUCCCAGGAACAUGGAUCUCUACUACCAGUCAUACGCUCAGGUAGGAGUCCUGUUCGCCUCCAUCCCCAACUUCAAUGACUUCUACAUCGAGCUCGACGGAAACAACAUGGGGGUGGAAUGCCUCAGGCUUCUUAACGAGAUUAUCGCCGACUUUGACGAGCUCAUGGACAAAGAGUGUUACAAAGACAUUGAGAAGAUUAAAACCAUUGGCAGCACCUACAUGGCAGCAGUGGGAUUGGUACCCACCAUUGGAACCAAGGCCAAAAAGUCUGCAGCCACACAUCUUAGCACAGUAGCAGACUUUGCCAUCGAGAUGUUUGAUGUUCUGGAUGAAAUCAACUACCAGUCCUACAAUGACUUUGUCUUGCGAGUUGGCAUCAACGUGGGUCCAGUGGUAGCUGGGGUGAUCGGGGCCAGAAGACCACAGUAUGAUAUAUGGGGAAAUACCGUGAACGUGGCCAGUCGCAUGGACAGCACUGGAGUGCCUGGCAAGAUACAGGUGACAGAGGACGUCUACCGCAUGCUGAGGGUCAACUACGACCUGGUGUGCCGCGGCAAGAUCAGCGUCAAGGGCAAAGGGGAGAUGCUCACCUACUUCCUGGAGGGCAAGGCCCAGGGUCCCAACUCGUCCCGCUCCGCCAGCCUGGAGAGGCGAAUGCCCCCCUUGGCAGCCCGCAGCAGCAUCAGGACCAAGGCCGGCAGCAUCUCCUCGGCAACCAGCCUCUCCUUCUCCACGCGCGCCAGCAUGGGCACCAUCCAGACCUCAGCCAGCAACAGCGCCGCCUCGGCCCCGCACCUGCCCUCCACCUGCGUGCCAUGCCUGGGGGAGGAGGAGGAGGAGGAGAUGCGCACAGAGGAAGAGGAGGCGGAGGUGUGA